Molecule: messenger RNA, 1314 nt
Organism: Phalaenopsis equestris
Lineage: Eukaryota; Viridiplantae; Streptophyta; Magnoliopsida; Asparagales; Orchidaceae
Exons: 7
Coding region: 64-1272 (402 amino acids)
Source: RefSeq, a predicted model, not a curated record
UUCACUCACCCCGAAGUACUUCGGCAGAGUUGCUGAGUUCUAUGCUUUAUCUGGUUUAGCUCGAUGCUCGCUUGUCUUCCCCGGGAUUUCGAUGGCAGCUUUCUGCGUUUCUCACGCCGCUGUACCCAUACUCGUCUUGGAUUUUUACAAGGACCGAUCCUUUCAAAUGAACGAACCCUAAUAAACCAUUCUUCGGUUCAUGGUCCUCUAACGCUUGGCCAUAGGAGCCGAUACAACAGCACAAUAAGCAGCAAGUUUGAGUCCCCUGGAUUUAACAGGGGAGGAUUUCUCUUCUCAGUUUCAACCGGGUCAGGAUCGGCGGAUACCAACAGCAGGCCCAGUGACGAAAACCCAAGGUCAUUUGAAUCUCUUGAAGAAUUUUCUGGUUUGAAGUCGAGUUUCAGGGGCGAGAGAGAGCGAGGUGGGAAUGGAGCUCCGUUGUUAACAACAUUCGAUUUUCUUGAGUUGAAGAGGGAGCUUGAGAAGGAGGAGAACGCUAGAGCGGGUUCUAUGGAAGAAGGGUCGAGGCCUGACAACUUGGAAGAAACAACUUCUAGUUCAGAGAGGGAAGAGAUUGUGGUUGGAAGCACGGGCGUUAGAGGUGGAAGGCGGGUGAUGAGGAGGUCGAAUUUGCUUGCGAAGCAGGUGAUUAGCAUGGAGUCUGCUCGUAGCUUGGGGUUUAUCUCACAGCUUUGGGUUGACACUAGAUCGUGGGUGGUAGCAUUGGUCGAGGUGAGGCCAAAUUUUCUAUCUGGAGAUGCUGAGAAGUUUCUUCUUGAGGAUGUGUAUCAGGUGGGAGACGUCGUGCUUGUUCCUGAUGAAUCUGUGAUGCAAGAUGAGCUUAAGAUGACUGGUCUGGAUACUUUGGUAGGAUAUGACGUGGUAAAGGAUGGUAGACGCAGCAUUGGUAAGAUUCGUGGCUACACUUUCAGCAUCAAUAGCGGCGCUGUCGAAUCACUUGAGUUUGACUCAUUUGGUUUUUCUAUCAUACCAUCGAGUCUGGUGAGCACCUACCAGUUAUCAGUUGAAGAUGUUCUUGAUGUCGAAUCUGAUAAGGUCAUUGUGUAUGAAGAAGAUUUUUCUCAUAUUCAAAGGUUAACAAAGGGCAUUUGGGAUUCUGGAAAGAUAGGCAGAUCUGGAGACCACCUGGAAGGGAGACAUGAUUUCAGAAGAAAAAGUUCAUUUGCAGAUCGAAGGCGAAGCCGCCAAAGCUCUGGGAGUCCAAAGUUCCCUCAUGGAGAUGAUGAGUGGGAUCUCCCAUUGGAUUAUUGAAUUAUUUAUCUUUAUUUUUCUCCAUGUUGUAAGUAAUAUGGA